Leptonychotes weddellii (Weddell seal) is the source of this 1053-nucleotide messenger RNA. Lineage: Eukaryota; Metazoa; Chordata; Mammalia; Carnivora; Phocidae. The record is from RefSeq and is a predicted model, not a curated record.
GUGAAAAUCGGUGUUUAGGAAGGCCCUCGACGGCUUGGUUUCCCAGGGCGCUGCUGGGCGGCCACCACCACCGAGGGGCUCGUCGUCUACUCCCUGGACGCCCAGAUGCUGUUUGACCCAUUUGAGUUGGACACCGGCGUCACCCCCGUGCGGAUUCGGGCGGCCCUGCGCCAGCAGGACUACACCAGGGCCAUCCUCCUGGCCUUCCGGCUCAACGAGAGGAAGCUGCUGCAGGAGGUGCUGGAGUCGGUGCCCUGGGACGAGGUCGAAGUUGUCAGCUCCUCGCUUCCUGAGUUGUACGUGGAGAAAGUGCUGGAGUUCUUAGCUUCAUCCUUUGAAGUGUCUCGCCACCUGGAAUUCUACCUCAUAUGGACUCAGAAAUUGCUUCUGGUGCACGGGCAGAAGCUGAAGUCCAGAGUGGGGAAGGUGCUGCCAGCCGUUCAGUUCCUUCAGAAGAGCAUCCAGCGGCACUUGGAUGACGUCUCCAAGCUGUGUGACUGGAACCGCUAUAACAUCCAGUACGCUCUGGCUGUGUCCAAGCAGCGGGGCCUGAAACGCCCCUCAGAACCGCUGGGAAGCGACGAGGAAGCGGACGCGUCCGAUGACGACACUCUGCACCUGCUCAGCACAGGACAGGGGGACGGGGAUGGGCAGCUGAUGUAGGGCCGGCCACGUUCCCUUGUUUCGGUUAAGACCCCCGAAGAGACGGAGCCCCGUGGCCUGGGCCCGGGAAGCGAGUGGGAGGGUGGUGCAGAGACAGCGACUUCCUGUAGGCGCCAAACACGGCUGCAGCGCCGGGGCCGGUCGCCCGCUCCCGGGCCAGCACCGGCUUGGCACUCGGCCCGGGGCCCACGUGGUGUGGGCCGAAUGAACGCUGCUCGUCUACUGUUGGAAACGCUUCUCUGGAGAGGUGAAUGGGGUCGUUUUUAUAGACUGGAACUUUGUGUGACCGAUAUUUAUAUUUCUAAUACAGUUUUGAUGAUAGACUUAGAGAUGAAAAAAUGAGGUUUUCUACGAUAAAAGUAUGGAUUAAAUCUGAACUCUGAAUUGAAA